Botrytis deweyae is the source of this 4317-nucleotide messenger RNA. RefSeq lists its product as uncharacterized. The record is from RefSeq and is a predicted model, not a curated record. The transcript is spliced from 3 exons. The coding region runs from base 1 to 4317 and encodes 1438 amino acids. Lineage: Eukaryota; Fungi; Ascomycota; Leotiomycetes; Helotiales; Sclerotiniaceae.
AUGCGCUCAUACGGCCAUUUUUCUGCGACCGAGGAACAACCGCUCAAAAACAACUUCACGAGUAUCCAAGAGUCUUCUUUACUCUUCAACCUCCAACCUAAUCUCAAUUUACUUGCCCAAUCACAGCAAGUCUUUACAACAAACACCAAGAUGUCUUACCCAGAAUAUCUUGAUGACAUGGAAUCUCAACUCGCCAGCUACUUAGGCGAAGAUCCAUCGACAUUCUUUUCCAGUGAGAAUGCAACUGUGCCAGCUCCCGUAGAUUCUCUCGAAGAGUUAUCCUACGACAUGAAUGGUCAAUUCACCUGGGAUGACUUCCUCAACGAAGAGGGAAUCGAAACAACCUCUCCUCCUCCCAUCACCUUGGAAUGGAAUCCAACUGAGGCAGAUUUCUACAGUAAUGAAAUUGCUGCGCCUCCAACGGUCGAUGAGCACAUUCCUGAAGAGCCUACGCAGUCAUCGGGACAAGAGGAAAAGACUAGCACCAACAUCGAAAGCGAAAACACCAAUGAGCAAUCGGUUGCAACACCUUCCCAGCCUGAGCCUCAGCCGGAAGAAAACACAAUCAUCCCUGACGAUGAUUCCCUUUUCGGUGGCAGCACCUCUAACGACAUCGAAGUUCCAAAGAUCAAUGAGAAACAUCAAUCCGAGGUCUUAGCACAAGGAGCUAACAGCACUUCCGAACUUGUGGCUGACAUACCACAACAUGGCGACAGUGCUGCCUCCGCACCAGUUACUUCUGGUGUAGAUCUUGACAACACCGAAGCGGAUGAUGACAAUGAUUCUCUGUUUGGUGACGUCGAUGAUUCUGGUCUCGGUGACGGCUCCCAGCCUCCAGAAAAUAAAUUGCCAGCAGGUGACGAUGCACCUAACGGCACACAAGCAGAUGAUGUCGACGACCUCUUUGGCUCCGCAUUUGGGGAUGAUUUUGAGGCGGAACUUGAGGCGGAACUUAAGAAAGACAGUGCCAACGCUGCGGCUCCCCCCAUUCCGAAGCACACUGGGCUUCACCUUCCAAAGCCUCCUCGGAAGGUAGCCAACUCUCAGGGGUUACAUCUUCCUGACCCCCCACGUGCAAUUGCAAAUCCACAGGCAUUGCACCUCCCUGCACCUCCCCAGAAGUCGGUUGCUACUCAAGGACUACACCUCCCCGAGCCUCCACGUGUGGUGGCUAGCCCACAGGGGCUAAAUCUUCCUGUCCCUCCUACUCUGGUAGCCAACCAACAGGGGCUGCACCUACCAAGUCAACCUUCUGCGACAGUCAAACAGCAGAGCGGAGCCGACAUUUCGGCUCCAGAAGAGACUGGUGAUCAAGAGGACGGCAUAGCUUCGACCAGACGCCGCAAGGUCAGAGCUAGCAGAAUUCCGAGAUCUGACAUGAGUCGACCAAAAGGUAGGGGACAAGCAGGCAAAGUCCUUACCCAACUCUCUGGACCGGCUCCUUCUCAGUUGCCAGAAAGUGAACCAAGCUCAUCUUCUGGUGCUAAUGACACAGCCGAGAAAGUUACGCAUUUGCCUCGAUGGGCCUUUGGGAAGUACACUAGCUUUAGCAAACCUGUUGCUGGCAGUAGAUAUCGAAAGCCAAACAACUCGGAACAAAACCCAAUACCAGUUGAGGAUGAGCAGGAGUCAGUGGAGAAUACUAAUGAGCUAGCCAACACUCAAUCGCAGGGUGUAGCUCAAUCAGAUGCGAAAAUAGUCGGUGCCAUUGACCUCACCUCUGAUACCGGGAAUGACUUGGUUGUGGAUGGUAGCGUCCAACAGGGUCAAGAUCCAAACCAUAUUGAUGGUGAAGACUCCACUCGUCCUUAUGAGAACUUCCAAAUCCCUGCCUCUGGCAAUGACAUGGAUUUUACAUUAGGCGAUAACGAACUCCUGAAUUCUCUCGGCGAAUUGAACUUUCCGCCAGUUAUUGAUGAUGCGGGUCCAGCUCCACAACUGCAGACAUAUCAGGCGCACAGUUCCGCGCCCCUGGAGAUUGCACCACCUGUCGCUCCCCAGAAUGGGGUUCUUCCUCCUCCUUCCAGAAUGGAGGAUUUCUCGCUAUAUGGACAAGGUCCAUUGGCCAGCAGGGACAAUAUCCACCAUUUACAAGUACCUAAUGUACAUGGUGCAGGCACAUUUGCAUAUCAGCCUCCAAGUAUCAUGGGGCAGAGCGGUGCAGAAAACUAUCAGCCCGCCAGUCAGCCAAUGCAGACUGGUCACUUUGAACAAGGAAGCGGGUAUGGUCUAGGCGAUGACAUGGUUCAAGCCACCCCUGCAGACAUUGGAGGCAGCAAUUCCACAGGAUUGAACGACAAUGGUCCCAAGAAGCGUCUCAGCCAUGAACGUGCUGAGUAUAGUGAUCCUCGUGUAUUAAUGACAUACGACGAGUUCAAGCAGAUAUUUCCACAAGAACCAACACGUGGAUGCUUUGAGGUCGCUAUCCAGAGCGAGCGGGCAGCAGACGCGGCAAUAGUUGCCAGGGGAGGAGUUCCUCCACAGAGACCGACGAUCCGCAAGUCAAUAAUUUGCACCUGGAGCCAGGUGCAACAUCUGAAUCGAAUCCGUGCUGCCAAUGGCGAAAAGCUUUUCGAACCAAAGCCGAAUGCCCACAAACGACUGGAAGCGUUCAAAGAGAGCUUGCGGAGGAAGAGACAAGAACGUGGUGAAGCUUCUGAAUCUGAAGACUCUGACAUGGAACCAGAGGCAAAGCGAUUGAAAAUCGCCUCAGGACCAGUUCAACAUGCCACAUAUCAUGUUGAACAACACAGUGAACAGAUCCCGGGGAUGCAUCCCACUCAGCCUUCCCAUCCGCAGGUAUCGGCUGCUGUAUCGCAUUCUUCGCCUGAUCAUGGAGUUUCUCAAGGCCCCCAUUCUCAGAACAUGGGUCAAGCUUCGGCUAUGUACAUCCAUCGACCAGUGGCUCAGUCUGCCAAGAGAAAGAUGGUACCAGAGCAGUUGGAGAGCUUUGAGUUUGCGGAGCAGGGAAUGGGACCAACUGUCAAGCGACCGAGAAUUGCUGCGCCAUCAAGAGAGAACACCAAGCCAAUGAACGAUCAGUCUAUGGCUAAAGAAUUCGCAGACUACGUCUCAGAGAGGCAGUCUGAAUACCUGAAGCUGCGUGUGGCAGAGCUAAAGCAGCUUUGUAAGACUCGCGGUAUCAAACACGGCAAUUUUAAUGGUUUAUCGAAAGGCGGUAUGGUUGGUGUUCUGGUGGGACAGGAUGUCAACCGUCACCCUAUCUAUAGCCGAAUGCAUCAUCAAGCCCAGGCUAGAGUUGCAACCGGCCGGGAACAUCCAAUCCCUGGUGUUGGCAGAAUGGGUGGAAUGAAUCCACCAUCCGUUGCUGCAAACCAUAGUCAGCAACAACUCCGGGUACCGAAUGGCUGGGGAAUACGUCAAAACCUACCAGCACCCAAUGUCGGUCCAGCUCAUGGCAUGGGAUUGAACCAUCAUCAGCGAGCCCCGUCACAGUUCCCCCAUACUAGUGACCAUAGAACACCUAGCCUGGCACCCAUGAGAUUUGGCAACAGUGAGAUGCAAGUGACGAAUUCGGUUCCCAUUAGAGGUCCAAGUCAUGGCCAUUCACGGCCAGUCAACGUCGGACGUGCUCAACAGCUACACAUGAAUGGUAGUUUGAGUGGACUGGUUAAUAACGGCGGUCAACCACAGUCGAGUAUCAGACAGGCCCCUCAAGGUCCCACGAUGCAUCCCAGUGCUGCCAAUUCGUCUGCUCGAUCACAAAUACCGGUCAGCGUCCAGAACAGUGGUUACAACAACAGCGGCAUCCAUCAGAAUAUAAAUGGAGGCCGCAAUAACCAUACCAGCACCAACGCUCAUAUCCCAGCUUAUGGUAUCGCUGGCGAUUUUGGUGCUGGCAUCUAUCAGCCAGCAGUUGAUGACCGUCGAAGAAAACCGAGGAUCGUCGGUCAAGAAGCACCAAGCAGAGUUCCUCGAGGCAAUCAGAGGAGCGCCCCAAAGCCACCGGUGAACUUGCCACAACCUGCGAUGAAUAAUACCGCAAGGAGUUGCACCAUGACCCAGCCCUCUAUGGCUGGCAGGGCCAGCGGCAAUAUCCAGAUGGGUCAUCAAGCAAAUACUCUUGGUGGCUCUCAAAUACCAAGGCCCGCCCAAAGUGGAAACAUGGGAGGCGAUCCCCGAAGAUUCAUGCAGAAUCGUCCUCAAGGUGGCCUCUACUCAGCCCCUGUGCAAGGUCUUAAUCAGGGAGUCCAGCAACAGCAUGCUGGAGCUCAACUUUCUCGACCACCUUACCACGGUCCGCCUCGAGGUAAUCCGUUCGAUAGGCAGCAUUCUGGUCCCGCGCCACCGCGCUGA